Messenger RNA from Pseudophryne corroboree (corroboree frog), 2849 nucleotides. It is a transcript of the gene SMPDL3A, whose product is annotated as sphingomyelin phosphodiesterase acid like 3A. Bases 443 to 1603 code for a protein of 386 amino acids. Gene Ontology annotation, biological process: sphingomyelin catabolic process. The record is from RefSeq and is a predicted model, not a curated record. Lineage: Eukaryota; Metazoa; Chordata; Amphibia; Anura; Myobatrachidae. The transcript is spliced from 9 exons. Gene Ontology annotation, molecular function: sphingomyelin phosphodiesterase activity.
CUGCUCCCUGUGGUCACCUCGGCUCUUCCAGUAACUCUUGGAGGUAAUAGUGAGCAGCAAGGGGCUCCAGAGGCUUGACAAUGGGCUUCUUAAUCCCAUGGCCAACAACUGUCCCCACUGGUGCCUUAUUCAAACAAACCACAUCACCAUCAGACUUCCUCCUCAUCGCCAGCUACACCAAUAUCUUCCUCAUCCUGGUGUAUUUCUACAGUGACAUUCUCAAUCUCAAUGUCAGCACGUGGACUGGCACUGCUCCUCUCAGCACUUGCAAAGGGCAUGCAAAUGGAUGAAGGAGCCUCCUCUUCUGGUACAGUAAGGGCAGUUUUGGCAUAUUUCAGACCUCCAUUUAGAUUUCUCAUAUCACUUAACCGAUGAUCACACCAAAGUGUGUUUGUCCUCUAAGGGUGUCAAUGCCUCAAACCCAGGAAUUUAUGGAGACUUCAUGUGUGACGCCCCGUAUGGACUGAUAUUAUCAGCAAUUCAGUUUAUAAAGGACUCAAAACAAAAAGUUGAAUUCAUGAUUUGGACUGGGGAUAGUCCUCCACAUGUUCCUGUAAAUGAACUAUCAACAAAAAUGGUAAUAGAGGUCAUCAGGAAUAUGACUUCUACCAUUCGCAACCUCUUACCCGACAUGCUUGUUUUUCCAGCACUUGGCAACCAUGACUACUGGCCCCAGGAUCAGUUCCCUGUAUCAGGGAGCGAGAUAUAUACAUCAGUAGCAGAGAUCUGGAAACCAUGGCUGUCUGAAGAUGCUCUCUGCACUUUCCGGAAAGGAGGAUACUAUUCUCAAAUCUACAAAUCAAACAAAUCUUCACAUUCUCUGAGGAUCAUCAGUUUAAACACCAACCUGUACUACGGUCCUAAUAAAGUGACAGUCAACAUAACUGACCCAGCUGAUCAGUUUGCCUGGUUGGAGGAAACACUGCAAUAUUCUCGACAGAAAAAUGAAAAGGUAUACAUCAUUGCCCAUGUUCCUAUUGGCUUCCUUCCCUUUUUACUAUUAACCACGGCAAUGAGAGACAAUUUCAAUGAGAAACUUGUACAAAUUUUCCGCACUUAUAAUGAUGUUAUUGUUGGACAGUUUUAUGGACAUACUCAUCGAGACAGUAUCAUGAUUCUUUUAGAUGAAAAAGAGAAGCCAGUUGGAUCUGUAUUUGUUGCACCAGCCGUAACACCCAUUAAAUCCUUAUCAGAGACAGAUGCCAAUAACCCAGGAUUCCGCCUAUACCAGUAUGAUACGAAUAGUUACGACAUGCUGGAUUUGUGGCAUUAUUACUUAAAUCUCACUGAAGCAAAUUUAAGAAAACAAGCUCCAUGGAUGCUGGAAUAUAUUAUGACCAAAGAGUAUAACAUAAAGGAUUUAAAGCCUGAAAGUCUGGAAGAACUUGUCAAAAGAUUUCAAAUGCCAAAAAGUACUGACUAUCAGAACUACUACAAGAACUACAUAGUGAGCUAUGACAACUCUGAUGGUUGUGAAGGAUUAUGCAAGGGACAGCAGAUUUGUGCAAUACAACAUGUUGAUGCAGCUCGCUAUUUUAAUUGUAUUAUACAUUUUUUAAAAUUACAUAACAUUGUAACUGAAAAUGAGGUAUUGCGGAGAUAAAUCACAGUGAUCAGCUUUUAGUAACUGCAUUCUAAUUUUGUCAAAGUUUUGAAACAAUGUCAAUAAUAAGUGAUCACAAACAAAGACACUAUAUUUAUAUUUAAUAUGAGUGUGGGUAUAUGGGAAUGAAAGAGUGGGUGGGUACCUCACCUUACUUAAUUUUACAGCUAUCAUGUGAAAAAUAAACUUGUAACAAAAUGAACAAGCUCUAGAUGAUCUGAUCAUGUAGUUCAUGCCUAUGGAACCUUGGUCCAAAGUAAAAACAUACAGUACAGUAGUUCCCAUUAAUCCACAUUACCUCCUCAUUCAGAGGUGGAUGCUAAUGGCUUUGAUGCUGUGUGCUUGUAUAUAGCAGCUCUGCCGUAAGUAUGCAAAAGCACACGAGGCACCUUACAGUAAGUAUAAAGACGCCCACUGCACGCUUCUGUGAUGCUUUGCUGUGCCAAACAUGCUGUGGCUUCUGGGGUGCUGUGACCAAUGGCACAGAACCAUAUCUGCACAUGCACCUCCUACAUAUGCGCAGAUCAUUAAACCAUACGUGCCUACUUUUAAAAAAUAAUUUCAGGGAAAUUGUGAAGGUAACACCUACUGUACAGUAUCAGCGCGGGCGUGUACGGCUACAUUUGGGAGGUGUGUCAUAAAAAUGACUGACAUCCAAAUGUAAAUGAGCCCCAAAGUUAGUAAGAUCUAUUUGUUGAAGAAAAAACACUGAUAUAUUUCAGGAUUUAUUUGUUUAUUGUGUUAUACAAGAGGUACCAUAUACUGUAAGUGGCCACAAGAAACCUUUUUUAACAUGCAUGUAGCCAUAGGGAUCAUUGUUCAUUUGAAUGUAUAUAUCUCUGAUUUCUUUUUAUCCCAAGCAUAUAACAGUUACAUAAUGGGGGUAAGGUGCAUUCAGGGAGAUUGCUAUUAUUUCAGGGAGUCUCUUCCAGAAUGCGGGAGGGUAGGCAACUAUGGAUUAAACAUUGGAGUUUUACGAAAAUAUUAGAUUUACAUAAAGUUGUGAAUCAGGCCCUCAGUCAGCAAAUUAAACUACAAGAGGAAGUGUAUAGUUACUCAUUAUACAUAGGUCCAUCCUCAUGUGCCACAUGAUUUUCUACAGGGAACAUAUAUAAUAGUCUUCUUGUUUAUGGAUUUCCAUCUGAUUGAGCGAAUGAGAUAAAUUUUGCCCAGUUAUAUUGAUUAAACAUGACUAUAUAUGAAUAGUGAAAUCAAUAAAAUAAUACCAUCAGUCUGUUUUGAUAAA